Messenger RNA from Macrosteles quadrilineatus (aster leafhopper), 2256 nucleotides. RefSeq lists its product as uncharacterized. The transcript is spliced from 8 exons. The record is from RefSeq and is a predicted model, not a curated record. NCBI's taxonomy places the organism in Eukaryota, Metazoa, Arthropoda, Insecta, Hemiptera, Cicadellidae. Bases 222 to 1091 code for a protein of 289 amino acids.
GACAGAAUAAACAACUCUCCAUAUAAAGUCAUCAAGGAAAUUGCAAAUCAUUUGGAGGUUGUUUCCACAUAAAUUAGCAGAGGAACAAAUUUGGCAAGCUGUCAAAGAGAUAGCAUUGCGAUUAUUUUGAGGGUCAGGUCACUCUGAUUCGAGGUUUUAUCUCUGUAUAUAUAUCAGAGUCAAAAAUUGAAGCCUCAUCACUCUCUGUGAAUAUCUUCACCAUGAAGUUUCUUUCGGUAGUGUUUCUGCUAGCCGGCCUUACAGCCAUCAACUCCUCAGACGAGGAAAAUCCUCCUUCACGUUCGGUACCCAGUCCGGACAUCUUUCAAGAUGAUGAUUCUGACGCCACUGUGGAAAACCUCGACCUUAAUCAAUGGAGACGUAAUGAAAUAAUACAUUUAUUGCUUCCAUUCAACCACAACAGCACCGGGGAAGUAUAUUUCACCAACAUCAGAGGAGAUUUGCUAUCAUAUAGACGGCAAUUGAAUGAUAACACUACCCUCAAUUUAUUUCCUCUAGAAGGGUUUGCUCACAUUUCCCAGCGCCGUGCCAACGUAGAAAUUCAUAACAUGAGGAGGUACAGUUAUCCAACCCCUGAAACUGGGAUUUACCCCUAUGUCAGAGUUGCAACUGUUAACUCCAUUGAGUGGACUCUAACUACACUGAUGAGAGGUGGUGAACCAAUUGACCAAGAACACCUUCAGUUAUGGCAAGGAGAUGUGACAUCCAACCAUACCGUAACUGAAACCUCGGAGUAUUUAGAGUCCGAAGUGCGGCGAACGCAGAUGGAACACAUCAUUAUGCUUGAGCCUGCACUUCUGAUGAAUAAUGACUCCCAUUUCACAAAUACAAGAGGAAAUAUCCUCAUAUAUUUAGCCAGAACAGCUCCACUGCCUCCAAUCGGCUAUCAUCAGAUAACCUAUUCAGAGGCAGCAGACCGUUUUGUUCAAAUAUUAAGAUCUGUGAGUGGGGGUCAUUUAACCAUAGAAUUCAGCAGCACCUAUGAAGAUUACUACAGAAGGCCACGUGAUCCAUUUUGGAUACUCAUCACACAUGAGGUAAGACUAGUAUCAAUGUUCACUAUUAAAUAGUACAGUAGUAUGAUUUAGUACCAUGUAAAAUAUUUAUUGCAUAAUUUACAUCAUUUUGUUUUUCAGAAUAACGGCAGAAUUCCUGAAGGAACACGCUGGUUGUAUUACAAUUCGACCGGCGAAGGGUCCUACAUUUCCCAUGUAUUUAGAGGGACCCCCGGACUUCUUAGUCGGAUCGAAGAACAACACAAUCAGCACCUGAUGGAUGCCGUUUCAGGCCUUCGACCAGUACCUUCUGAACCUGUUGCUGGACCAUCCAGAAGGAUAAAUCCCACGGUAAGAAUAAUAUAAGUUUAGAAUAAAUCUUUAGCAUCUAUAAUAUAUGUAUAUUAGAAUAUUGAUAUAUUUUACAUUUUUUAGCCCGUGGAUGACUUCGACCCGUCACAGGCACAGGGGAACGAGCUUCUCUCUGACGAAGUACUACCAUCUUCACCUCGUAGUCCUUCGCCAGAGACCUCUUCUUCCCAUACACUGCUAGAGCCCCAUCCUCUCUGCCGGAGCUGCCAACGGGAAGAAAGAAUCCUACGUCAAAGAAUGGAGUUUUUUCUAAGGGUGGGUUUUCAUCGCCUAAUUUUAUUUCUCUUACCCAACCAUAACUAGAGACAUCAACAAAAAAAUAAAACUUGAUUUGUUUUCAGGAUAUCGAUGCCGACAGUGGUGACAGAGCUUCGUGGAGAGCUAUCGGCCACCUCAACACCACUAGGACAGAACUAAGGGAGGUGUUGACAUUGGCAGAUUCCGCAAUUGGAAUGGCCAGCCGAGCAGAGAUGGCAGAAGUUGCUCCAGUCAUCUGGAACGAGAUCCGGACGUCCUUGGAGCGGAUCCUCGUGAUGACAGGACAACAGAUGGACGAUAACAUCAUUCGAGGUCAAGAAACCCCAACCGAACCUCAACGGACCAUCACCUGCCAGAUCUGUCAGGAUGCUCUCCCAACGAUUGUGAUUCAGCCUUGUCACCAUACCCUUUGCCCGGCAUGCGCUAUUCGAUUAUACGUUUGCCCGUUCUGUCGAAAGACAGUAACGGGCAGAAAAAGACUCUAUUAUGACGGAUGAGUUCAAUUACUAAAACAUAGAGUAAACUUUAAAUCAAAUUUCAUUAUCUUUUCUCAUACCAUAUAUUCCAUUAAUCACAAUUUUACAUUUUUUUAGAUUUAUAAUUUUAUGUU